Molecule: messenger RNA, 996 nt
Organism: Cucurbita pepo subsp. pepo (vegetable marrow)
Lineage: Eukaryota; Viridiplantae; Streptophyta; Magnoliopsida; Cucurbitales; Cucurbitaceae
Gene: ETFBETA
Product: electron transfer flavoprotein beta
Biological process (GO): amino acid catabolic process; fatty acid beta-oxidation using acyl-CoA dehydrogenase
Cellular component (GO): mitochondrion
Molecular function (GO): electron transfer activity
Source: RefSeq, a predicted model, not a curated record
AGGUUUCUUGCCGAAUAUUAAGUUUGAAGUAUGUUUAGUUCCGUUUCCAGAGAGAUUUCAACAGCUGGUUCUCUUCUCUUUCCGUGGCGAACUCGAAUUCCCCACCAAAAGCGCGAAGAACAAACCCUUAGCGAUACACAAUACAACGAUCAAGAUGAAGAUCAUGGUCGCCAUUAAGCGAGUCGUCGAUUACGCCGUUAAAAUCCGAGUGAAAGCGGACAGAACGGGCGUUGAGACCCAGAACGUGAAAAUGUCGAUGAACCCCUUUUGCGAGAUUGCAAUCGAGGAAGCCCUGCGUAUCAAGGAAGCUGGCUUGGCGUCUGAGGUCGUGGCGGUCAGUAUGGGUCCGGCUCAGUGCGUCGAUACUCUCAGGACGGGCCUCGCGAUGGGUGCUGAUAGGGGCAUUCAUGUGGAAGCCACUGCACCCCUUUAUCCUCUCUCUGUUGCUAAGCUUCUCAAAGCCCUUAUUGAGGUUGAGAAGCCUGGGCUUCUUUUACUAGGCAAACAGGCUAUUGAUGAUGAUUGUAAUCAAACGGGGCAGAUGGUUGCAGGUCUUCUGAACUGGCCUCAAGGGACUUUUGCUUCGAAGGUUGUGAUAGACAAGGAGAAGCAGGCAGUGACAGUGGACAGAGAAGUAGAUGGUGGUCUUGAGACUCUCUGUUUGGACUUACCCGCCGUAAUCACAACUGAUUUGAGGCUGAAUCAACCAAGGUAUGCUACGCUCCCAAACAUAAUGAAAGCGAAAUCGAAACCGAUAAAGAAGUUCACUCCACAGGAAUUAAAUGUGGACGUGAAGCCAGAUUUAGAGGUCGUUGAAGUUACGGAACCUCCGAAAAGAAAAGCGGGUGUCGUAUUGUCGUCUGUUGAUGAACUGAUUGACAAGCUCAAAAAUGAAGCUCAUGUCAUUUGAUCAUUCCCUUUUUCUAUCCGUUCUAUGUUCAAGAUGCAAAUAAAUACAUUCAGGUUGAAUAACAAGGUUUCUGUUUCCCUCAUCCA